UCUGCCGGCUCCGCCUUGUGACUCCGAAACGUGGCGGAUCUGAACAGCGGAAGCCGUGUUCCGAGUUUUCGGGGUGUACAUAUCGUUCAGAGGGGCCACGCUCGGAUAUCGCCCCCUCCCCCGUUUCCCUCCUCCCCAACCGCUCGCGCCUUAUCUCGGGCGGUCUUUUGUCUCAAGCGAUCACGAGUUAACGCCGUGCGCAGUGGCCGCUCGACCCGAGCCGAUUAUCAAUCGCGUUCGACCGACCGAUCGGUGGGCGGCUUUUUUCUAGGCCUUACGCCCCCCUGUUGCCCUCUCUGUAGGCUCGUGGUGUGUCCUGCCUUAUUCUACGACUGGUCGUUUGUCGUUACGUAUUGUUCUUUUUUUUUUCUUCGUAUGUUUUUGAAUCGCGCGCGGUACUGCUACGCUGUUCUUCUGUGUGUGGUGAACGUCUGUUACGUUGAUGUCGCAACUCGUGUGACUGUCACGGUGUGUUCCUCCUGAUCAUCGUCGUCGUCGUCGCUGUUACGGAUCGUCGUGUCUUGCCACCCUCGUUGUGUCGUCGCUGCCGGUCGAGCACGUGGUGACUCGAAGCUGCUGGGCCACGUCUACUAGGACUACCGGCGCCUUAACGCGAGAUUUUCUCCCUCGAGUGGCCCUUUCACCGCACGUAUAGCGUGCGUCGUGAAUGUGGACUGUCGCGAAGAGCCAAGAAUCUUUCGGAAGGCGCUGUCCGGUUACCCGAAGGGACCGACCCAAGUUUGCGGCGGCGGCUACUUCCUUUGUGACUGCUGCUGCUACUGCUGAUGCUGUGACGCUGUAACGCCCGUCCCCCUUUUGUUGUCCUGUGUUCCAACUCUUCGUUGCCCGCGCUCCCCCCCCCAAAAAAAAAUUAUACCUCGUCGUCGCUGCCUGUCUUGUGGCCGUUCUUUGUGCGGGUUGUGACUGUGCGAAGGCAUGACCGAUAAGGAGAUUGCCAAAAUAGAAGCGAUCGUGGAGCGUAUUUGUCCGAGAACGAUGAAUUCUCCGGUGGGCAAGGACCAGCCUGACCCGGACGCCAUCAAGAUGUUUGUGGGCCAGAUUCCGCGGUCGUGGGACGAGAGCGACCUGAAGAAGAUGUUCGAGGACUUUGGGCCCGUCUACCAGAUCAACGUGCUCCGGGACAAGGCCACCGGAACCAGCCGAGGCUGCUGCUUUGUCACAUUCUACACGCGCAAGUCUGCCCUGGACGCCCAGAACGACCUACACAACAUGAAGACCCUUCCCGGGAUGCAUCAUCCGAUACAGAUGAAACCGGCUGACAGCGAAAACAGGAACGAGCGCAAGCUGUUCAUCGGCAUGCUGGCCAAGGAGUGCAACGAAAACGACGUUCGAGUGAUGUUCUCUCCCUUCGGCUCCAUCGAGGAGUGCACUGUUCUCAGGGACGGAAACGGACAGAGCAAAGGCUGCGCGUUUGUCACGUACGCCAGCAGACAGUGUGCCAUCAACGCCAUCAAAGCCAUGAACCACUCGCAGACCAUGAAGGGCUGCAACAACCCGAUGGUGGUGAAGUUCGCCGACACGCAGAAGGAGAAGGAGCAGAAGCGUCAGCAGCAGGUCAUGACGAACCUGUGGACCAUGGCCAACUUCGUCAACCUCGGCACCGUCACGCCCCAGUACCUCGCCCAAGCUGCUCAGGCAGGCGCGUUUCCAGGCUUUGCCAAUCUUCCGCAGCUGAGCAGUGGUCUUGGAUCCCUGAAUGUGCAGCAGCAACUGGCAGCCCUAGCGGCAGCUCAGGCAUCGGCCAACAACUCCAGCACAGGGCUGAACUCGCUCGGUCUCCAGGGUCUCACGGGGCAGGGAGUCACCAGCGCUCUGGCUUUGCCCAGCUCUGGUAACAACUCCACCGACCUCAGCUGUGCGAAUUUACAAAGCCUCGCUGCACUUGCAAACCUAGCCAAUAGUCCAGGCAUCAACCCCAUGGUAGUGCAGAACCUGGCGGCGCUAGCGGCAGCCGGCAGUGGAAACAACUCUGCCGGUAUUCCGGGGCUCUCGGCGGCGGCAGUCCUCAGCAGACGCAGUUCGGCAGGAAAUGUGUCUGGGAGCACGUCAAGUGGCAAUUCAUCCCUGAGUGGCGUCAGCUCUUUGAGUCCUGUGUCCAGUAUGGCCCUGGGUAUGAGCACCAACUCGCUCACGACAAUGGGCGCGCUCACUAACGUCAACGGUGCGGGUGGUCUGACUGCCAACGGUCCGAGCCUGGAUGCCCUGGCACAGGCCUAUUCUGGUAUGCAGCAGUAUCCAUCUGUGCCUGGAGCUUUUGCGCAGAUUGGUCUGCAGCAGUCACAGAACCCUGUUGGAAAGCAGGUUGAAGAGUGCUUCUUCGCGGCUGCCUCGUACGCAGGUCCCGAGGGGGCCAACCUCUUCAUCUACCACCUGCCGCAAGAGUUCACCGACAGUGACUUGGCGCAGACCUUCAUGCCCUUCGGCAAUGUCAUCUCCGCCAAGGUGUUCAUCGACAAGCAGACCAACCUCAGCAAGUGCUUUGGUUUUGUGAGCUACGACAACUCGCUAAGCGCGCAGGCGGCCAUUCAGGCGAUGAACGGCUUCCAGAUCGGCACCAAGCGACUCAAAGUGCAGCUCAAGCGGUCGAAAGACGCCAGCAAGCCCUACUGAGACGAUGACCUCCCCCACCCCCUUGACUCGAGGCGGACACCAGGAAUUGCCUGGAACGUUCGUUGUCUCCUGUCCUGUGUCACGUGAGCAGUCCUGGGCUUAAGCCUGCACAUGCGUACGCACGCCAGCACUACAACAGCAACACCCUUCUCGUACCCUCCCAGUGUGCGCGGGCCUCUGGCAGACUUUUUUACGAAGCAGCGAUGAGCGAGCGGUAAAGAGGAUGCGAAAAAAAAGGGAAGAAACACAGCGAGAGGCCGAGAGUGAAAGAAAGAAAGAGAAAACGACCACGAGACUGUCACCGGUUUCCUGUGCUUCUCUCUCUCUCUUUUUUUCCCUCUCCCUCCCUUUUGUCAGCAGUGCCACGACGACACAAUGCCUCCCACCCACUGUGUCCCUUCCUCUCGCCUUCGAAGAGCAGGCGGACGAGAGAGAGACGUUGAGACGAAGGACUCUCCUCUGAGACAGAGAAAGUGCAUUGUGUUGCGCUGUGGCAUGUUGCUGUUCAUUGUUUGUCAUUUUUCUUUUUUUUUUUUUUUUCUUUCUACAAUGUCUGGUCGACAUGUUUUGUUAGCGUUUGCACAACUGACAAAGGAAGGGAACAGGAGAGAGCUUGACCCCCUCUUUAUCGCUUUUUUUUUUGCUGCUGUUUCUUUCCCAAUCCUCGGCUAGAUCUUGUUCUCAGUCGAGCAUAGGCCUACAGGGAAGCUUUCCCUCGGCAGUUGGUCCUUCAACGUCCAGAUUGUAUUAAUGAAACCGGCAGGCCUGGCCGGAGCGUGUUGCAUAAGCCACAUGUUGUCCUCUGUUUUGUAGUGUUGAUCUGUGUUGUUUGGGUGCAGACAGUAGCGUGCAUUGGGAGUGUGUUCCUGUUUUCACUGGCUCACUGAAAUUUAGCCACUCUGUGAAUAAUGAACUAGACAAGGAGUGUGCAAAGCCAUAUCUGCACAACCAUUAAGCUAGGGUCUUGUACAAGUAAAACUUUGAUUCAUAAACACAUACUGCCAUUUUAUGUAGCAGCCGCCCUGCAUUGUACUUGUAGUCGUACGACAACACCGCACACUGCCGCAUCGUAUCUUGGUGUGACGUACACCACUGUGUGCAUGUGGACUGUCGUACGAGCUUAAAGAGCUUGUGCCUGCAGCUUAGUAGUCUGUGCUGCAGAGCUGUGCUUGUGUUGAAACUGGACCAACUGCCCGGGGCAAGCAACUCACGAACUGGUCUGUGUCGUCAUGGUUUGGCUCGCACAAAAUCUCGUUUGGUUUAUCAGCCAUUAACUGGCAAUUCAUAGUCGUCAGAUAGGCAGGCCAUGAAACAUUUGCUCGGUUAGACUUUCUACACUGUGGACACUUGAAAUGGUGGUGGCCAGACAAGGAGGCAAGAAGGGACAGCUCAGCAUGUAUCAUUAUCCGUUCCUUGUUUUUCCUUGUUUGCCAAUUCUGUACCAUAUUAUGUAACAUAUGUCGUCAGCCGAUAGCUGAACGUGUAAAUGGAAUCUCCACUUGCACGUGUAGAGGGGCUACCAUAAAUGCCGUGGCUGUCACAUCGUCAGCAAGGAUUGUCCUCAUAUUCUCCAGGUCUUACAGCUCUAAAGUGAGGGCGGCAUGGAACAUAUUUUUGAUGUAUUUUCUGCCUCGCAACGCAUGACAUCGGUAUGUCUAGUCCACACAAAACAUGCUUCAGCCAGGAUAACAAAGCUGUCUUCUCUCAGUGUGAGAAUAGACGUGCUCACAUCGCACAAUGCCAUGCCAUAAAUACAUCAAGUGUGCACCUUCUGGGGUGGUACUCUCGAGCAAUCACUUUUGGGUAUACGAUCACCUUUCGGGGGAUAUUGUGUGACUUGGCAAUUGCUGUGUCAAGGUAUACGGCUGAGAGUGCUGCUGGCACUGUGGAAAGAUGGCAAGAUUGGCACAAUGCCAGUAGCACUGUCAGCUGCCUACUUUGGCAUAGCCACUGCCGAGUCCUUGAAAAUCUCGCGAACAUGAGACUCGAGGAUACACCGCACCUGCUUGCCACCUAAUGUAGAUUCAGGCAGCAGACCAAAUCAGUGAUUCAAUCUGCAGACCGAGCAUGACGUUGCACGGCAUCGUGAAAUCACUGUACAAGCAGCUUGUUGCCAUUGUAGUAAUCCGGUGCUGAUGAACACGCCAUCUGUGGACCGGAUCAGUGAUGUAGUCUGUCGCAUGAAUCUACACUUAAGAGUCAGGCAAGUGCCGCCCACUACAAAGUUCAGUGAGUAAUACAUUUACCCACUUCAUGGCCUGUGUACUUUAGUGAAGACUGCAUGCUGCAGCUUUCCUUUUACCAGACGCCAAACCAUGGACCACUUCCUGGGCCCUGUGGGUCUGUGCAGUGUUGGUGAAUGCAGGUGCCGCUCCAUUGGUCUGUGUUGUCUUUCGAUGAACGUGCGUACUGUGUGUGUAAAACAGGUUCCGUCGCAGCUUUUUGUUGCCAGGAAUGACUUCAGGGUGAGAUUUCUCUUUGUCCUUUCUUGUAAAAUGUGGAAAACAGUGCAAAGUGUAAACGGCGGCACACUAAAGUAAGUCGUAGUUGCCGUCUGUGUAUUUUUUUUUUCCGUUCUUGUCUAAGAAGUUGUCUUGGGACCUGCCAGAAAACAAAGAGAGGAGCUGUUUCUUGACACGCGCAGUUCCGAGGUGUUAUGAACGUUUUGUAUUGUUUUCAAUGUCUAAUGUUGACAAAGUCAAGGGGUGGUGUGGCGUGUCCGUGUGGCAACUUGAGCUAGAUAUGAUGACACAAGAAGCUGAUAAAACGAACGCUUGCAGCAGACAGCACCUGGCAGAUAUGUUCCCUUUAGUAUGUGUGUUUUGCUUUGCCUAGAGACGUGUCCAGCCAAGCUGUGUUGUUUGACAAAAAGCGUUUCCAAAUUUUCUUUGUCGUUUAUUUUUGUUGCCUUUUUUUACCUCUAUGGUGUGUGGUUGUCAUGAUAGAAGGAUUACAAGGUUUAUCUGAUACACGUGUGGCGGUGUUUGUGGCACGUGACGGUUAACUAAAAAAGUCUUUUUUUUUUUUUUUCCUUAUGUGGUUGGUGUUGUGUAAUCAUGUUUCUUUUGUGCUUGACAUUUCUGUCUCCCUUCAUAUUUUUGGAUUGACUCUUGUCAAUUGAUUGCACUCUUGUUCUUUCUCCAAGUAUUUUUUGUUCUCGUGUAGUUUGUGGUUGCAAUUUUUUUUUUUUUUUUUUGAAGUGUACUGCGUGUGAGCUGUACUUCCCCUUUUCACAUUCUCAGUCAGGGUAUGCAUAAUGGUAACCCUUAGUAACAAUGUAAUAUAGUAGUUUUUGUAUUAUUUUUGUCCCAUUUCUGUUUGGCCAGUUGCAAUUUUCUGCCCCCAUUUUCUGUUUUUUCAUGUUUCUUUCAGCUUUUCGGUGUUUGUCAGAAUUAUGGUUUGUUGUCUGACAGAAUUGGGCUGCAUGAACACAUCAGCACUUGGAAUUUUUUUUUUUUCUGUUCAUGUUUUGGUGCCAUUUCAGAGGCUUUAAAUGCUCCUUUCUUUAUAGAAGAUUUAUUUAGAAAGUUAGUACAUUCUGCACUUUUUAUGUUAGCAAAGCUUAAAAUGAAGGUGAUUUAUAGUUUAAAUAUGCCUAAAGCAUUUUCUUGUGCCCGCAGCAGACUGAAAUGAAUUGAACACUCAUUGUUCCAUUAUGCAAGUCUCUAGUGGGUAGAUCGAAGUUUCAAGAUUUGUAGAUUUCUCAUUUCUUUCAAGAGAAUCGCUAUUACCUUUAAAUUUACUGCUUGGCACGUCUCAAAAUGCAUUUACAGAAGAGCUCUAGUUAGCACUUUAAUUUGUUGCAUGAACUGAUAAAUCUGUACGUCAAAUGCACUGUAAGCUAGCUGGGUGAUGACACUUGGCUAGCUAGUCUUCGAAGCUCUUGAUUUACUUUGCAUAUGUACAAAAUCUGUACAGCUGUAAUGUUGAUGCAUCAUUCAUUGGACUAUUGUACGUUCUUGAAAACUGACUUUUGCCUUGUCGUCUGUCAUGGCUAGUAUCGUCUGCUACGGCUUGAUAAGGGAUCAACGUGUCUAAACUGUCCUGGAAUCUCACUACAGUACUGUCCAUGAUAUUACCCCAUUUUUGGUGCACAUUUGCUGCAUGGUAAUCACCACGUUCACACCUUCCUUUCAGUGAAGUAAUGCUCAUGUGUAGCGUUAUAUUGCCAGGAAAGCCAAGUAGACUGCAGGUAAAUGAAAGAUAAGGUCAUCUGACAAGAUGGCGGCAAUUUCUCUGAGACUUAAACCACACCACAAAGGGUGUCAAAUUCUUGACAGUACGUGCCCUCCCGCCAAAAUCCUGUCUGCUAUCGCUGCUUUGCCAGCAAGAUUGGCACGUACCGAUCAGCAUUUCAGAGAGGAAUGCCGACUUUCUUCCUCAUUCAUCUGAUAAAGAAAUGUUGCAUUCAAUAGCUGCCUCACAAGAAUGCCACAAGGCAUGGUGUAUUGUCAAGGAGCUGAGCAGGUGCUUGAAGACGCAACACUUUUUUAUGCAGCAGGAAACUUUGAUUUAAAAAAAAUAAGAGUGACAAUUGCCCAUUCUUAAGCAUGUGGCUACAGCUUAGGAAGACGCUGGCUUUUGUGAUCAUUUAUUAGAAAUCUGGCAAAUGCUGCUUCCCACCAACCUGAAAGUCAUCCCAUAACAAUAGAACGGUCCUUACAAUGCAGUAUGCACAGAUAUCAAAAACUCACUACUUUGCUUUAGGCUCCUUAAGAGUACUAUUGAGCUGGAUAAUUUGGCGAGCACUCCUUAAAUGGCUUAAUUAACUUCAUUCUUAUAAUUUAGCACCCUUUAGAGUGUGCAACGGGCCUAUUUGGGUUGUAAAUUGUGUGCAUCGCACUUGUACACCCUUUAGGAUGUGAUUUUUUUCAGCUGUAGUAGUUUAUUUCGUCUGCAUUAACGCAUCCCGUAUUUUUCUGCAUGAGCAUAUAGACAUACUGCGUCAUUCGUGGCAGGAAAGGGCUGAAAGAAAGGUAAUGCGUACAAGGUUAAGGUGGUGGUCCUACUCCGGCGGCACGAGCCCCCCGUUUUCAGUACUUUUGGAGCAAGCGUGGCGGCUCUUCUACUUAGCAUAUAAAGUUGUCGUAUAUACCAUAACAAAGCUUAAUUCUUGUAGAUUCCAACUAUAUAUAAUAUAGAGCAAUUUUUUCAUGUGAUUUCGAAAUAAAUGUUCAAGAACAAGCAUGAGAUACAUGGUUUUUGCGAACUGUGUCUCAAUUGUGACCCUAUUUAGGAGAAACUACCACAUGUGCUGCAUUGCGGCUUGCACUGUAGCUUUAGGACAUAUUUAUCCGUUUCCUAAACGCAGCAAAAUAAUUUAGAAUUUUUACUUUUUGGAUAAUUUGCUUUUGAGGAUUGCCAAAUAUCGCAAACUUGCGUUGUAAACAGCCCGAUAACUACACGCUCAAGGAAGCUAAAUUUUGGAUAAAUUAGAUUUCAAGGAAUGUACAUUUAGGACGCAAAAUUUCAUUCAUGUACCUUCAUUAGUUUUAAACCGCAGCUUCGUAGCUUUAGUACCUUCCCGCAAAAAUGGGCAAAAGUAAAACCAGAAUUCUAAAUAUUGCUUAAUUUCGGCCGCAUUAUUAGGAAAACUAAUAAAGGUACAUGAAUGAAAUUUUGCAUACUAGAUGGAAAUUCCUUGAACUCUAACGUUUCCAAAAUUUUGCUUCCUUGAGCGUGUAGUUGCCGGGCCGUUUGCAAGAGAAGUUUGCGAUAUUUGGCAAUCUUCAAAAGCAAAUUAUGCAAAAAGUAAAAAUUCAAAAUUAUUUCCCCUCGUCUAGGAAACAGAUAAGUAUGUCCUAAAGCUACAGUGCAAGCCGCAUUGCAGUACAUGCGGUAGUUUCUCCUAAAUAUGGUCACAACUGAGACACAGUUCGCAAAAACCACGUAUUUCAUGCUUGUUCUUGAACAUUUAUUUCUAGAUCACAUUCAUAAAUUUCAUUAUAUAAUAUAUAGUUGGAAUCUGCACGAAUUAGGCUUUUUCAUGGUAUAUACCAGCACUUUAUAUCCCAAGUAGAAGAGCCGCCACGGUUGCUCCAAAAGUAAUGAAAACGGGGGGCUCGUGCCGCCGGAGUAGGACCACCACCUUAAUGUGAAUUGUCAUGUCACAAAAUCACAGCCCAAAGGGUGUACAAUAUUUCAGAGUCAGUUAGUGGCUAGUAGCUGGACAGUUCCCGAGAUCUUUGUUGGUCCAAUUCGUGCUGCUGGCGUUGCAGGUGACUGGUAGUCAGGAUUGAUUUGGCGCUGUAAAUCUGCACCUAUAGGUGCAGAGCACAGGCAGUACUUGGUAACGCGCUUUUUUCUUACCUUGCCACACUGUUCACAAGAAUGACCAAGGCAGUGUCAGUCAGCGGUAGCAUGUAAUGAACGAUGCGUAACAAGUCGAGAACAGCAAAACGAGCCUCCUGCUUCAUGUGUAAGGAGACCCUUUGACAAUGGGACACAAUAUCACCGCCUUUGUCGCACCGUGUCUGGUUCCCUGGUGAACGUGCAAGAAGUAUAUAUAUUUGUGCCAAAUGCUUGAGACACAAGAAACCAAAAACAGAUGUGAGAGAGAGAGAUAUUAAUGUCACUGUUUUUAUGUGUGUGCAUGCUGAUGCAGACGGCCCUGCACACACAACCGAGGAAAAAGUAUUUGACGAUUUUCGUGUGACGUGUGCCGUUCACCGUCUUUGUUUGUUGUCUGGGCCCCCAGUGUUUUUUGUGAGAAUGGGCCCGUGAUGUGGUGGUCAAAAACCCAGUUCUGUGAAAGAAAAAAAAAUCAACUCUUGUCGGUCUAACUGUGGCCUCUCUCCCAAGUCGUCCUGCCUUGCUGUUGUCCCCCUGCAUCGGUGUUAAAUUAAUUUAUUAGCUUUAAGUGUCGGUUCAGCGUGCCGUCUUUAUCACUUUGGCGCUUGGGUUUGUCCAAAAUGUUUUUUUAUUCUUUCAAUUUCUUUUGAUCACUUCUUUCCAAAAUGACGUCAUUGUAAUGAGACUUUAAUGUAGUCAACAUCAAGAACAUUGCUUUAGCAUUUUUGUUUGUGACCAGUUUAUUUUUUUCAUUUUUGUAAGUAUCGAGACAAAAGGUUUGUACAACAUGUUGGCUCACUUUCUGGUCAAGCUGUCCUUAUACAAUGUGACAUGGCCCAGUGUAAAGGAUGGCACAGUGGAGCUUUUAAUGCAGCCUUUCCUUUUGGCGACAUCACAAGAACAUAUAUCAAGCACGCUUGGAACUAGGAUUUCUUUUGCAUGACGAAGUACUAAACACAAGGAACAGCUACAGGCAUGCAACACUUGUAAUAAAGUUGAGGGUGAUACAAAGGAAAAGGAACUAAGAAUAGGGUAGUGGUUUAAGGCUGAAAAAUUCUACUAGCUUUUGGAAAAGCAUGCAUUUCGCAUUCUCUGGGUCUUCUGAAUGCAUUAAGACAGUGGUGUGAGGAGGAAAAAGUUUCCUGAGCUUGUUAAAGUGCUUCACAGUGUAGUAAGCAAGUACUAUUGUCGAGUCCGUGGGCUGUGGUAAGCUGUGUUCGUAGUAUCUGAGAGGUCUGCAAAGUUUACUUUUGGCGAGUUUGAUUGGUGCCAUCGUUGGCACAAGUCAGCCCAUCGGAGCCUAUCAUCUGGGUGAGCCGCCUGUCUAAUUGUUCACUGCUGCGUAGCCCUCCUGGUUCCGAGCAUGCUGUGUUGGCGGCAUACAUUGACUCUUAUCGAAAAGUUAUUCAGGUUCAAAUGCGUUGUGUCAGCUGAUGCUCGAAACUUUCAUGCUGCUGUUGCACAACUCCAUGCACUGCUGAGGAUCUCAGUGGUACAUCUUGUAGACUGUAUCGGAACGCCCUGAUGUAGUUGUGAUGUGGUUCCCCAAAGUACAUACUGACCAUCACACAGCCAGAAAAAAAAAAACAUGGACAUAAGAAAAGCACAUUGUAGCCUUCUCCACUUGACGACCUCACACGCACACAUACACACACAUAUACACGUGCAUUCGUAUAUUGAACAUAUAUUGAACAUGUGAGGGACGGCACAUACAAUUGCUUUUCAUUUGAUCUUUUCUUCUUUUUGACUAUCGAUACAGGAUGUAUAGUCACUUUAUAGAGAGAUAUAUGCCUUCAGGAAAGUAACAACAAAAGAGCCUCUUCAUAUGUCUUGCCGCUCCCCUCUUGUCCCGAAUCCACCCCCGUUCAUGUUUGUGAAUCGUGCUGUGUAUUUGUGUGUGAAAAACAGUUAAGUGAAACUACCACUUGUGUGUGUAAUGUAAGACAGACAUAAGAGGGGUAAAAAAAAGUAAAUACGAGGGUCGUGGUCGGAGGAGGAGAGCAUUAUGUGUUUCUAUACAGUGCAAAGGCGAUUAUUUUUGUACCUGAAGACAAAAAAAGAGUUAGGCCCUCAAAGGCGGCCUCCUUUCUUUUUUUUUUUUCUUUCACUAUUGAUUUCUUCUUGUUUUGCCUUUUCUCCCUGCAGCUGCUUAUGCUUAAGUUCCCAUGAGCAUGAACCUUACUUUAAGGUAAAGACAUAGCUUUUAUUUUUGUUUGUAUAUGAAGACGCCACUGUGUGUGGCGGCAGUCUUGGGGAUCUGUGACACAGACCGAUACCAGAGGUUUACCUUUGAGGUUAAUGCAUUGAGUUUAUGCAUUUUGUGGAAUGCAUGGCUGCUUUCUCUCAAGUUUGAGCAAAACAGCCUUGAUUCAGCCGCAAAACCUGCUGAUUUACUUCGCAGUGCAGAUUUAUUGUUUCUUAUCUCAGCUGUGAUGUUGACAUCAGUAUGUCACCUUUAUGCAGCCAUUGGUUAUUUUGUUCUGUUUGACGAUAGCAAGCAGUCACAGCCAAUAGAAGCAGGGAAGUUUGACAUGUCCUGCAAACUUCAUUAUUACUUUUUUUUUUCUUAUUGACCUGUAGUUUUCAUUACGUGUGCAUUGUUUGGGCCGAGAAAUCAUAAGCAUGUUUACCAACAAACGUGCGUGCACAAACCCAGUUGGUUGCAGACGGCUUCAGUUGCAGAAGUGAUUGCAGACACAGAAUUUCCUUCCAGGGCUGAAUCCUGAUCUGCUAUCACUCUAGUUAAAGAAGUUGUGGGGUCCACCUAAAGUUCCUUCAGUAUGACAGCCCUUGGUGCUUCGUUUUAGCAAAUUAAGCAGAAGCAUCUCUUCACAUCAUCCAGCAGAGUAGUACUUUCCUUGUCUCCUGCUUUAGAGCCAAAUUUGUGCCAUUUUCACAGCUGUCAUUGGUACGCUUAUGAAAUCAUGAGUUAUGGCGCGUCGAUCACGCUGGCCUGUCAAUACUAUUGUGAGCUUGGAAACACCAUACACAUCACUGUAGUGAUAGCUUUGGAUGCACUGCAAAUGUGGCAGCAAGGUUACCAUCUGUGGUUUUGUGUACUUCAACUAUGGUGGAACCCGCCACCAUAGUGUUAGAGUUCGUACAGGGCUUGACUCCCCUUUACAUUUAAUUUUUAAUUGUAGCGAGCCCCUCUAGGUUCCAUAGACCCACACUUAUCGGAUUAGUUUUCACUCAACAUGGUUUUGUUUUUCUUAUGUUUGAAAAUAUAUAUUCAGUAAUGCUCAUUAAAUAAUAGCGUGUCUGCUAAGUUGCAUGCUGUGAAGCAGUGCUAAGCUUUGGGUGUCUCGAAGUGUACCCCCUGUUUGGAAGCUGACGGGAAACUAAGUAACCAGCCUUUCUUUGUUGUAUUCAUCAUUUCUUGUUCAGCAGCCUUGUGAAGAUAUGCCUCUGUAUGUUUAUAAAAGCAGUGACCGUGGCUGAAGUGGUCACAGGAGAGAGCAUUUGCCUUCUGAGACUGCUCCUCGAAAUUUGAACUUCAUCUCAACAUUUUUUCUUGCCGCCUGUACUUGAAUGGGAUUCUGUGUCCACAUAAUUUCUCUACUACGUUACAAGAGCGAGAAGUGAUGUUUGCCGUUUAAUUUGUUGUUACACUGCUUAUUUCUGACUGCGCACAUGCGCUUUGUUAGAAAAAAAAUACGGUUGCGCAGUUAACACCCUUCAGGGAGUGUUCACCCAGCGGUGUGCACUGGUUUGCACCCUACAUUUGACUCUUUCACUCCCCUUGCAGGGUGUAAAUUGUGCUCCCUUAUUUAGGGUAACAAGCAAAGUCACGCUAGCGCCUUGCUGGUGCCCAUGUAAUGAAUGAAAGUAAUACAUGGGUUGGAAGACCCGUCAGCCCUGACCUCGUGCCCACUGUGUGGUAUAUCGUGGGCCCACUGAAAAAAAAAAAAAGAAGGCUUAUUUUUCGCUGUAAAAGCAUAUAUAGGUUUGUUCGUGUGCUCCUGGCUUUUCUGUUCUCAACAGUGUAUCAUCCCUGUCCACCCUCUACCCUGUUUUUCUUUAGUAUUCUCAUUCUUUGUUCAUGUCUUGGAAUAGUGGAGUUGUGUAUGCAUCCCUGUUUCAUUCAGUGCUGACUGCAAUGCUGCACCGAGAAGCUAUUUUUUUUUUCUUUCGGGUUUACGAGAAUUUGAAUAAAAACACCCAGAGUAAUGGAA
Messenger RNA from Dermacentor silvarum, 13097 nucleotides. Its product is annotated as CUGBP Elav-like family member 2. Gene Ontology annotation, biological process: regulation of alternative mRNA splicing, via spliceosome; mRNA splice site recognition. The transcript has 19 exons. The record is from RefSeq and is a predicted model, not a curated record. Gene Ontology annotation, cellular component: nucleus; ribonucleoprotein complex; cytoplasm. Lineage: Eukaryota; Metazoa; Arthropoda; Arachnida; Ixodida; Ixodidae. Gene Ontology annotation, molecular function: mRNA 3'-UTR binding. The coding region runs from base 937 to 2631 and encodes 564 amino acids.